This is a messenger RNA of Nannizzia gypsea CBS 118893, 915 nucleotides long. Its product is annotated as PQ loop repeat protein. The record is from RefSeq and is a predicted model, not a curated record. The transcript has 3 exons. Bases 1 to 915 code for a protein of 304 amino acids. Lineage: Eukaryota; Fungi; Ascomycota; Eurotiomycetes; Onygenales; Arthrodermataceae.
AUGGUGAACCUGAGCGAAGAAUGCAAGCAACUCGCCUCUCCCGGCGCUGUUAGCUUUACUUUCUCCCUACUCAUCCUCCUCGGCAUCUUACUGUCAUAUCUACCCCAGCACUACCGUAUCAUCUCACGAGGCACCUCCUUUGGCAUAUCUCCUUAUUUUAUACUGCUGGGAACGACAUCGGGGACGUUUGGAUUUGCAAAUAUCCUCAUUCUCCCAAAGAGUGCUCGCGAUAUCGCAUGCUGCAGUGAUAUCAGUGGCUUUGCUUGUUUUGCUGGCCUUUUAGGCAUCCUCCAGGUCGGCGUCCAGUCGCUAUGUUUUAUCAUCUUCCUUAUUCUUUUUGUUGCCUACUUUCCUCGAACUCCCCUAGCUCCCACUUCAACGUCAGCAACACCCGAGAAAUCGCAUAGUUUCCGGACCGCCUUUAAUGUAGGGGCAAUAUGCAUCGUCCAUGCUAUCUGUGUGAUUAUCCUAGGAUUCACAGUCGUCUUUGGCUAUCCGUCUAGUCGGCAGAUGUGGGCGAAUAUCCUCGGUAUAUCGGCCGCCAUCCUCGCUUCCAUCCAAUAUUUCCCACAGAUAUACACUACCUGGCGUCUACGUCGGGUAGGAAGUCUCAGUAUCCAGAUGAUGUGUAUCCAGACCCCCGGUGCCAUAGUCUGGGCCAUCAGCUUGGCCGAGAGACUGGGUAUGGAAGGGUGGAGCACCUGGGGUGUCUACGUCGUAACUUCGAUGUUACAAGGAACCCUUCUAGUCAUGGGUAUUUGUUUCGAAUACGUCAAUCCCCAGAAGCCAGAGCUUGAGGCCGGAGCCAACAAGCCAACGGACCCCAACGGCCGCUCCUACGGCACCAUCAACGGCACAGACGUCAAUGCUCAAGACGAUGCCAUCUCCGAAGACACCCCUCUCCUACAAGGUUGA